CCAAGUCUUAACUGUCGACAAGCAUAAUGGGGAGGUAAAAGAAGAGCGGGUUCUUCGGUCAAUAUUCACUAAACUCAUGUCAGUAGAUAAGAAGACGAUUUCCAAAUCACUGUCCAAACUGAUUACUCGUCUAAAUAGUGAAAAAGAGACAAGGCAGUUAACUGAUAAGGAAGAACUAGUGUUGAAGCUCGAGAAGCAGUAUCCGGAUGAUGUUGGAGUAUUAGCGGCUGUCCUCCUUAAUCAUGUGAAGCUGAAUCCCGGUGAAGCUUUGUAUAUAGCAGCAAACGAACCUCACGCGUAUUUGAAUGGUGAGUGUGUUGAGUGCAUGGCUGCUUCAGACAACGUCGUUCGUGCAGGCCUCACUCCAAAGUACAUUGAUGUAGAAACCCUUUGUUCCAUGCUCACAUAUAAGCAGGGGUUACCUGAAAUCUUGAAAGGUGUUCCUUUGAAUCCGUAUACGAGAAGGUACACCCCGCCUUUUGAGGAAUUCGAGGUUGAUCGUUGUAUGCUCGACGAAGGAGCGACGAUUGUCUUUCCUCCACUUCCGGGUCCAUCCAUUUUCGUGGUUAUAUCAGGAGAAGGAUCAAUGCACACAUUAUCGUCUGAAGAUAGAGUGUCGGAAGGAAGUGCCUUAUUUGCACCUGCAGAGACCGAGGUYCGUAUAACUACAGAAUCAACUUUGCACUUGUAUAGAGCCGGAGUGAACAACAAGGUGCUUAUGAACCCUUGACAUUGCUCUAUAUAUGUUCCGUUAUGAGGGUUGAUCAAGAACAUCUAAACAACUGCUCUACUCUCUGGGACAAAGAUCAGGUAUGUGUCGUUAUAUGUCUUGUGAUAGUAAUAUAUGACGUGUACAUGGUCCAAUAAUUAUACAUGGCGUACAAUAAUUACAAAAUAAGAGUUAUAUAAUGGUUAUUCUUUUUGUAAAAUUCAUCGGUACUGGUUAUUUUUGUGUGGACGUAACAUGUAGUUUGAUAACAUUUGAUCACAUGGUAAUUACCAAGCUAUGGUUUUACAACUUACCAGUUUCUUGGGGC
Cynara cardunculus var. scolymus (artichoke) is the source of this 1037-nucleotide messenger RNA. RefSeq names its product mannose-6-phosphate isomerase 1-like. The transcript has 3 exons. NCBI's taxonomy places the organism in Eukaryota, Viridiplantae, Streptophyta, Magnoliopsida, Asterales, Asteraceae. Gene Ontology annotation, cellular component: cytosol. Bases 77 to 730 code for a protein of 217 amino acids. The record is from RefSeq and is a predicted model, not a curated record. Gene Ontology annotation, molecular function: zinc ion binding; mannose-6-phosphate isomerase activity. Gene Ontology annotation, biological process: GDP-mannose biosynthetic process; carbohydrate metabolic process.